This is a messenger RNA of Recurvomyces mirabilis, 528 nucleotides long. RefSeq lists its product as uncharacterized. Gene Ontology annotation, molecular function: protein binding. The transcript has a single exon. The record is from RefSeq and is a predicted model, not a curated record. Lineage: Eukaryota; Fungi; Ascomycota; Dothideomycetes; Mycosphaerellales; Teratosphaeriaceae. The coding region runs from base 1 to 528 and encodes 175 amino acids.
AUGACUUCCUCCAAGACCAGCUCUGACAGCAAUUUCGAUGCGAGUAGCAAGAUCAAGCAUACAUUCGACAACGCCAUACCGUCAGCUUCACAGAGACUGCCCACCGAAAUUCUCGAGAUCAUCUUUCUCCACUGCGACUUCAGAACCAUCUUUUUAAUCCAGAGCGUGAGCGCUAGUUGGCGUAACGCCAUUACAGGAUCGUCCAAAAUCCAGGAGAAGCUCUUUCUGUUCCCAAUUCUCCAGGGCAGGAACCAGAGAUUCCUACGGUGGAUGACCGUCACACCUCCGCCUGAAUCAACCGACCCCAAUUUGAUGACUGCGAACUGCCCGGUUGUCACACACAAAUCGUCGGACACCACACCGCAGCAGUUGAUCGUCCAAAUCAACCCUCUAGCGACCGACGGCGCGAUGCUGAAACUCGAUGCCAAAGUCAAGUUCAUGAUGGACUUCGAGAUGGACCCUAAGUCUUUUCCUCCUCGACCCAGGUGGGAGUUGGCGCAAUAUGCUCAUAACGCAACCACCCGUUAG